UGACUUUGUAGAGCUAUAGACUGUGAACGACUUCCUUUAUUCCAAUGCCAGUACAAAUAUAAGAACGUGUAGUGAUUAAGGAGGGCAUUAUAUUUACAUCAAUUGAAAGUCAACGUUUUCCGAUUGUGAUGGCUCAAUUAACGUCAGUGUGUAAAGUCCGACCAGUAGUGGACGAUAAAAAAAUUAUAGAGCUUCUAAAAACUUUAUAUGGAUUCGAUGUAAGAAGUAUUGAAGAAUUGAAUGGGUAUGAUGAUAAAAAUUAUCGAAUUUUAUGUUAUGAAGAGCAUACAAAUACUCAUGUUGAACAAAUUGCACCAAAAGGAUAUGUCUUGAAAAUUAUUAAUUCCUUGGACUCCCAAGAUGAAGAUUUUAUCAAAGGACAAAAUGAAAUGAUGUUUUAUUUAAAUAAACACAACAUAACUUGCCCUGUUUCUGUGAUGAAUCUUAAUGGUUUUUAUUACUCUCUGGAAAAGCUGAAUGAAAAUGACACAACUUAUCAUGCUGUAAGACUUCUAGUUUAUUGCCCAGGAGAAAUUCUUUAUAAUGUAAAAAUAACUUCAAACUUAGUUUUUGACGUUGGACGAUUCGCUGCUAAAUUGAAUGAAAUUCUUCGAGGAUUCAUUUAUCCACCAUUCGAAAAUUCUAUACGAUUGUGGAAUCUUUUAUCUGUGCCAAAACUACGAAACUAUUUAUUUGUUAUUGAAGAUGUCGAGGAUAAGUCUUUGCUGCAAGAAGUCAUCAGUUGUUUUGAAAAGAAUGUUCUUGAUAAAUCGAAUCAAUUGGAGAAAGGUAUGAUACAUGGUGACUUCAAUGAACAUAACAUUUUAGUUGAUUCAGAGAAAAAUACAGUUGUAGGUGUUAUAGAUUUUGGAGAUGUACAAUACUCAUAUUUUAUUUUUGAAGUAGCUAUUGCUCUUUGUUAUAUGAUUAUUCAAUCUAGAGAUAUAGGUAUGGGAAAGCAUGUAAUUGAAGGAUAUCAAAGCAUAAAGAAGCUAUCAAAGUUUGAAAAAAGUAUUUUAAAAAUUACAGUUUGUGUUAGGAUUUGUCAAAGUUUAAUUCUAGGAAUUUAUACACAUUCAAAUGAGCCACAGAAUGAUUAUUUACUUGUCACACAGAAACCAGGUUGGAAGAUAUUAAGAAAAUUAUGGUAUAUGGAAGAUGAUGAAGUUGCUAUUGCAUGGGGAAUAUAAAAUAAUUUCCAAGUUAAAAUUAUGAUACAUACUGUACUUGAAUGUACUAGAAACAAUUAUACAGAUAGGAUAUAAAGUGAAUGAAUUAA
This is a messenger RNA of Chelonus insularis, 1279 nucleotides long. Its product is annotated as hydroxylysine kinase. The transcript is spliced from 4 exons. Gene Ontology annotation, molecular function: amino acid kinase activity. Bases 129 to 1190 code for a protein of 353 amino acids. NCBI's taxonomy places the organism in Eukaryota, Metazoa, Arthropoda, Insecta, Hymenoptera, Braconidae. The record is from RefSeq and is a predicted model, not a curated record.